AUGACCCAAACCACGACGAGAAAUCCGAGAAGACGUUAUCGACAACGUAGGCAGGAGGUCGGAGGAGAUAGCAAUAUGGGAUCGUCGGCGGUUAACGAUGGUGUUCAUUCUUUGCAGAGUGACAAGGGAUCAUGUUGUACUCCAAAGGGGAAAGGGUUCAAAAUACCGGAGAUUUUGGCUUGUCCGCCGGCUCCGAUGAAACCCAAAGUUGCUCAGAAGCUAUUGUCGAGUACUAGGAACUUCAUUGCUUCCCAAGAUGUGGAGAUCUUCUUCUUCCUUGCAUUUCAAAAAUGUCAUUAG
Messenger RNA from Hibiscus syriacus, 300 nucleotides. Its product is annotated as cyclin-dependent protein kinase inhibitor SMR9-like. The coding region runs from base 1 to 300 and encodes 99 amino acids. NCBI's taxonomy places the organism in Eukaryota, Viridiplantae, Streptophyta, Magnoliopsida, Malvales, Malvaceae. The record is from RefSeq and is a predicted model, not a curated record. The transcript has a single exon. Gene Ontology annotation, biological process: regulation of DNA endoreduplication.